Messenger RNA from Maudiozyma barnettii, 9570 nucleotides. RefSeq names its product GTPase-activating protein IRA1 (gene IRA1). Gene Ontology annotation, biological process: regulation of GTPase activity. Lineage: Eukaryota; Fungi; Ascomycota; Saccharomycetes; Saccharomycetales; Saccharomycetaceae. The record is from RefSeq and is a predicted model, not a curated record. The transcript has a single exon. Bases 1 to 9570 code for a protein of 3189 amino acids.
AUGAGUAAUGAAACACGAUCUGCUAAUCAGGAUCGAUUAGCUACACAAAGAUCUACAGAUAUGAUAGAUAGAACAAUGAGCAAUGCAACAUCAAACCAUUUUAUGACAAAUACAUUAGCCAGGCAUCUUUUCUUUGAUAGAAUCUUUCCGUUAUUACCAAUUAAAUCAAAUACUUCAUCAUAUCAAGAGGUUGAAUUAAACGAAUUUUUUUUAUCAUGUAGAGCCGUUAUAUUAAAUGUUGCAAUAGCCAGAGAUAUUAAUUCAGUAAUACAUAACAAUUUGGAUUUAAUUGAAUUGAUUGCACAAAAUGAAAAAUUGACAGAAAAUAAUAACAUCAAUGAAGAUUCAUUAAAUUCAUUAUUAAUUUUAGUAAGAUUAUUAUCUGAUACAUUAGAAUAUUAUUGGGAAUCUUGCGGAAAUUCAAUCCCACCUAUACUUAACGAUCGUUCAGAAAAUGCAUUUGAAAAACAAAGAGCUUAUUUUAAAAGUUUUGUAGUUGGGUUUUCAACACAUAGAGCAAGUCUUCAUUUGAAACGACCAACAAAAUUAAGACCAGAGAUCGCAGAUAGAUUAAUUAAAAUUUGUAUUAAAUUGAAAUGUAAUACAGGAACUUUAAAAUUACUGAAAAAUAUGUCAUCGAAUUUACAUGCCAGUAGAACAAUUACAGUGGCUCAUAUUUUACCGGAAUAUCAAAAACUUAUAUCAGAAUUAGAAUCUCCAAUACUACUAGAAAAGACAGAUUUAACUAUUGAUUACAUAUUAAGAUUUACCGCAGCAUCCAAUAGGGAUCAAUUUGAUUCAAUAUUAAAGACUAAAAUAUUGGAACCAUUGGCAAUUAGACAUUCUGUAACAGAAUUAACAAUUGUCGAAUAUUUAGAAUUGUUUGGGUGCCUGUUUUUAACAAAUAGAAAUUUACCACACUAUUUGAAAUUGAUUAGAAAGAUUACAUUCGUAAUGAAAAGAACGGUAUUUUAUUCUUUAUUAUUAUAUUAUUUCUCAAAAUCUUUCAUAUUUUGGAUAAUGGCAAGACCAAAAGAAUACAUUUCACUUUAUGAAAAAUUAUUGAAGAUUGAUGAAACAGAUUCAAAUGAUCCAAUAAGGGAAAUUCCAACUCUAGUAAAUACUCUCUUUGACGACGUACAUUCAACAUUUAACGUAUCAAAUAUUCUCACUUCAUCAUCAUCAAACCAUCAUCAUCUAGACAAGAAAAAUACUACUUUAACUACUACUACUACUUCCAAUAGUAAUAACAACAAUAAUAGCACCAAUAAACCUACAAAAAUACCACAAUCACCUGCUCAAUCCUUAUCAAUAAAUGAUCAGUUACAUCUUUAUACUCAUCAUCACACAUUUUCAUCUACAAAUUCUACUACAACAUCAGGACGAGAAGCUUCCACAGGAUCUGAAAAUAAACAUAAUAUUUCAUUAGGAAAUUCAAAUAUCACUUCUACAACGAAACCAAUUAAAACACAUCCUUUAUCUCAACCAUCCAUUAAAAUUAAUACAAAAUAUCCAAACCCUGCCAUUGGACAACAUCUGGAACAUUUAUCUAGUGGUGAUAUAUCAAGGUCAGCAUUAUCCUCAUCAUCCUCCAUAUUCCCAAAUCCUUACUCCGAAAGAGGUACCCCAAGUGGUAACGACCCAAUGGAUAGUAGUAACCUUAGCAGGAAAUCAAGCAAGAAUGGUGAAUCGAAAUUUGAAAGAUUGACAAGAACAACUUCGAAAAACUCGACUUAUAGAAAUAGUAAUUCUUUUGCCAAACAAAAUACUAUAAAUGAAACAAGAUUAUCUAUGGAAGACCCAAUGAGAGGUAGCUUUAUAGAUGUUGAAAGUACAACUGAUAGUGCUGAUCUUGAAAAUGAAAUCGAUAACAAGAUUGAGUAUGAUUCUAAAAUUAAUGCUUAUUAUUUGGAAAAUGUAUUGGAAUUAUACUCUACAUUUAAUAAUUCUGAACUGUCAUCAAAUAUGGCUGUUUUGAGAUUUUUGGUUAUUUUAACUUUCUUAGAUACUGAAAGUAUCCCUGAAAUGAAUGGAUUAUCGUUUAGUGGUCUGGUGGAAGUUGAUGAUAUUUCCUCAGAGAAUGAUGAAGAUGAAGAGGAUGAAGAUCAACAAAAAGCAAGAGAAAAAAACACCAAGAUUCUAUUUGCAAAUAGAAGAAGAACAAUGUCAGGUUCAAGCGAAAAGGAAAGAUUACAAAGUAUUAAACAUUUAGCGCAAGGUUUAAAGAAAAUUACAUCACUACCGACUUCUUCAAGAAAGAGCCGUCCAGGAAAAUUCCUAAUUCAAUUAUUAGCCAUUGUAAAUGGAGCCCAACAAGUCUCAAACAUGGUUCUAAUAGAUGCCAUUAGGUGUUUGCUUUCCUUUAUGACUGUUUCAUCAUCCAUAUCGAUAUAUGAUCAUGAAUUACCUUGCAUUAUAUUAACCAAAAGAUUUUAUAACCUAUUAGGAAACAACUUGGAUAUCGGUAAAAAUUGGAAUUCCUCGACAAACAAACAUAUUACACAUUGUAGGAAUAAAUAUCCAAUGAUCUCAAGACGUUUGAAGCUAGAAUUUUUUGCUGCAGCAGUUCAACUGAAUCCUGUUGAAUUUUUAGAACAUUUACAACUAGAAGAUGAGUUGAAACAUUUAAGUUUGAAGAAGUUAUGUAUUUAUACGGAAGGUUUUAGGGUCAGUUUACAUCUAUUGAACAAAGAUGAAUCAAGAAGGAAAAAUGUUAGAGACCUUUCAAAAUUUUUUCAAUCUCUAUUCUCGGUCACAUCAGAUAUCUUACUGAAGGCUUAUCCUUACUUUGACCCAAAGGUAACAAAAAUCAUUUUAUCCGUACUUAAUGGGGGUAUACUGGAUGUAUUUGAAAGUAAAAGGCUCUCCUUACUCAAGUUAGAAAAAGGGGAAAGUACAACAAGAGAAGAAUCUAGAAAAGAGGCUCAUAACAUGCAAACAUCAGAUGAACGUGGGAAUUAUUGGAAUAUUGGUGAACUUCUUCCAAGAAUAAGCGACAAUCCAACUGUCAAUGAAUUUUUAUCAUCCGAAAGUUCCUUGGAUCAUGCAGCUAUUAUACGAACCCAAAAUGGUCUUAAUAUCCCAAGUGAAGAGAGUUUUCAUAUUUUAAUGCCUAAGGCAGAGCAUAUAUCUUCACAUUCCAGAAUAUCUUCAGAAAUUCAAUUUUCUACUCCAAGUGUCGUUUCAGUUGACUCAAAACUUAACACUUCUACUCCUAGAAGAGAUGAGAUGGAAAUUCCAAACACUGCACCAGUUACGGCUACUCCAGAAUUAGAUGCUACUUCUACACCGAACAGAUCCGUAACAAGUACCCAAUUAAAUAUAAGAUCAGAAUCUAAUGGUGAAAAGUCCAUGUUUUCUCCAUUAAUGAAAGCAACAUUAAACCUUCAAAGAUAUCCCAGUAAUAAACCAACCCCAACUUUUGAACCUUCAAAUGGCAAUAAUGAUAUUACAGUAUACAACAAUGAUGCUAGAAAAAUUAUGAUGAAUAUUUUUAGCAUUUUCAAAAGGGUUAGUAAUUACUUUAUUUCCCCUGUAGAUGAAACCUUGGAUGCUAUAUGGGACUCCGGUAAUUUUAGAACUGUGAUCAAACCUAUUUUUGUCGCUAUGUUGGAUGCCAAUAUACUUUUACAAAAUAGUGCAGAAUCGUUUAUGGAUAUAUUAAUUCUUUAUAUCUCUGAUUAUACAGAUUUUACAGACUCUUCGUUAUUUGGAAGACACUUUCUACUCUGUUCGUACACAAUCACCCUAUUUUCCAUAGGUUUAUCUGAUAUGUCACUUUCCAAUAAGAAAAAGAAACUACUCUUAAAUGUGGUUAUUAAAGUUCUAGACGCAAGAGCCUGUUUGGUAAAGACAGCACGAAAGUUAAACCUUCUUGAUCAAGUGGUUUUUAUUGAUGAAACUACUGCCCCGCUUCUUAUUACCUCAUUAGGCUCUGCCCUUAUUAUGUCUAUGUCAUGUAGUGAAGAGAAAAUUCCCAAAUUGCUAAAAAUUGGAUUCAGAGAAUUAGACCAUAUAAUGUCUUUCUAUGAAGAAAAUUUAGGUCCUAUUGAUAAAACAUGCAUAUUUAAUACCAAAUUUAUUAAAGAAACAGCUGCCUCUAACUAUGCUUCUGCAGGUUCGGUUGCAUUCCUAAGAAAAUUAAAAAAUAAUAUUGUCAAAUAUGUGACUCACCCAGAUAUUUUAGUCUUAGAGUCAUUUAAUGGAAUAUAUGACAGAUGGUACUAUUACUCGGUAUCACGAUAUCUUGACCAACAAGAAUUAAGUGAUUUCAGAAGCUUAGCUGGUAUAAUUGCAUCUCUAUCGGGUGUCUUAUUUACUAUAGGUGAUGAUGAAGAUGUAGGUUUCAAGGAAUUUAGUUAUUUAACAGACGUUAAGGAAAUUCUUAUUGAUAAAUUGAGGUAUUUUAUUGGAAAGCAAUGUGAAUGGUUGAAUUAUCCAGAUCUCCUAACUCGCGAAAAUUCGAGAGAUAUUAUUAGUGUUGAACUUCACCCGUUAGCUUACAGUCUUCUUUUCGAUGAUCUUAGUAUGAAAAUUAGUGAUUUAAAAAAUACUCAAUUUGAUGAAAAUACUGAUAAUUUGACUUACAUUCUAUUGGAGCAAAUAAUUAUUAUUAUGAGAACCAUUUUGAAAAGAGAUGACGAAGAUAGAAGGCUUUUACUAUUUUCUAACGGUAUUGUUGAUACAAUUCAAGAUUUGAUCCAUAUAAUAGAAAAAAUGCCUCAUGAAUCUGUAUUGUAUUUCAAAGCUAUUAUCCAAAUCUCAAAAAUGUUUAUAUCUAUCGAAUUUUCAGAAGAUAGCUUAGCAAUCAAAAAUCACUUCCUGUUAAAGAACAAGUGGAUUAACGUUGUAAUUAACUGGUUUAAAUUUACAAUAACGAAGAACUAUGAUCUUCAGAACCUCGCAAAACCUCAUCGCGAAAUGGACCUAGAGAAGCGUGAUUUAGAUUUCUUAUAUAUUGAUACAUCUAUUGAAUCGGCCAAAGCCUUAGCAUAUCUAACCAAAGGUAUACCUCUAAAUACAAAUUAUUCCAAUACUUCUGGUGAAUUUGGUAGGUCUGAAUUAGUUACUUUUGGAAAUUAUUUUACAAUACUAUUGAAAGGUUUAGAAAGAAGUACAAACUCCGAGAGAUUUCCAGUUUCAUUGAAACAUAAAAUAAAUAUACUAAAUGAGAAUAUUAUUGUCUCUUUAACGAACCUUUCGAACUCAAAUGUGGAUGCAAGUUUGAACUAUAGUUUACCUAUGGGAUAUUCGGAUAAUAAAAAUAUUAGAAUAGCCUUCUUGAAGGUUUUUAUUGAGAUCGUAACAAAUUAUCCAUUAUUGAAAAGUAACGACGACACUAAGAAAAUAAUUAUAAUGGACAAAUUAUUACUCCACUUAAUGAAAUAUCCUCGCCUAACAUACAAAGGAAGUAUUGUAUGCGCUUCAAAUGACACUGAUGAAUAUGCGGCAGGUUUGAUAAGAGCUUUUGAGACAAGGAAUGCCUCCCAUAUCGUUAUUGAUGAACUAAUUAUGGAUGAAAUCGCUGAUGCAGGACGAUAUGCCGAUGUCCUAAGAAGAAAUAGUUGUGCUACUCGAGCUCUGUCCAUCUAUGCAAAGUCCAGAGGUGGUGACUAUUUGAUCAAAACAUUAAGGGAGCCAUUACUUGAAUUAGACCAGAAAAUGGGAUGGUUCGAAAUUGAAAAGCUUACAACUGGAUCUGAAAAUAUAAAUACACAGGUAAGCCUUUUCCUGAACUACCUGGUAAUAAUUGUUGACAAAAUAUCAUCUUCCAUUGACUACUUUCCAAAGGAGUUAAUCCACAUUUGUCAAACAAUAUAUAAAUCCGUAAAGGCCAAAUUUCCUAAUUAUUCUUACAUUUCUGUUGGUUCCUUCGUAUUCUUACGAUUCAUUGGUCCAGCGUUAGUUACUCCUGAUUCAGAAGAUAUUUUAACAUACUGUGACUCAAGAAGUCGAAGGUCCUAUAUUACAAUUGCGAAAGUUAUCCAAGCUAUGGCAAACAAUACCGAAGGGUAUUUGAAGUGGCCUGCACUCCACGAUCAUUUAGAUAUUUUAUCGCUGUGCAAAACGAAGAUAGAUGAUUUUUUGACAUCUAUUUGCAACUAUAAUAAACCAAUUGACAUUAAAGUGAGAAUGGACGAUACACCACGAAAGUAUGAUUAUAAUUACUUACAUAGAUUCAUUUAUUUGUAUGACUACGAACUAAGGAAUGAAACAUUACGCGACAUUCAUUCCAUCAGUGAAUUGAAAGUAGCCAAAAGAACGUUUACACUAUUUGACGAUAUAUUAGGAGUAAUGGGACAACCUGAAAUGGAAAUUAAGAAUGAAAUACCUAAAUAUAUUAAAGAGAAUAUAGACCGCUACCCUCAAUUAUAUGAAUUUAUGAAUAGACAUGGUUACAGAGUUUCCCAGGAGGAGCAAAACAAGAGCGUUGAUUAUAUUCACGAAUCCAUGUCAAACGAUGGGUGUCCAAUAAUGACAGUCACAUUUAACUUAUUUGGUUCAGACAUAAAUGAAAUGGAAUUACUUAUUUACAGAGUCAUCCAACUUUAUGCAAGAAUAUGGACCAACAAAUAUUAUUUAGUAUUUGACUGUACCGAAUUUUUUUUGAUACCUACCGAAUUUAAUAAACUGUGCAACAUGUUAUGUUCGUUACUUCCAAAUAUAGCUUUACAAAAUUGUAUUAUGAUGUACUACGUCAAUACAACGGAAGAAUUUAUGGAUGGAUGGAUGCAAGUCCAAGAAAUGGGACAUCCACUUUCUUUUUAUCAAAUCCCACAACAAUUCGUUAAUACAAAUACUGAUGUACACAUUAUUAAAUCAUUACAAUUAUGCAGUAAGAACUGUGAAGUUUACCAAAGUGUACGGGUAUCUUUACAUGAUAUCCAAUUAUACAACGAAAUGUUGCAACAAUAUGUCCCUGUUAAAUUAAAACUUGGUGAUCGAUAUUUCCAAAUACUGUUUGAAAAUCCGAAACUAUAUACCCUCGAAGAUGUGGAUAAAGUAUUUGAAGUGAGAUUUAACAAUGUAUAUGAGAUAACAGACAUUGAAACAGUGCAUGUCACAACACAUACAGACUCCUCCACAGAAUUUACUAUUGAAUUUUAUGAUGGAGAGAGAUUAAUAUUGUCAACGAGCAAAUACUUAGAGAUAGUUAAAAUGUUUUACUAUGCCCAAAGUAAAUUACAGUCCGAAAACUAUAAUCAACUAGACCUUGUGUCUUCCUCAAAUUCUACCAAUACUGCAGAAAAAGAUAAUAGAGAGAUAAAUGAAAUCAUCAGUCAUUUAUGUCUUAUAAUCUUGGUAGGGUUAUUCAACGAGGAUGAUACAGUGAAACAUAUUUCAUACAACCUUAUGGUGGCCACGCAAAAUGCUUUUGGAUUAAAUUUUGGGACCAAAUUUUACGAUUGCUCAGAAAUAUAUGUUCCUGAGGAUACUACCAGCUUUUUAACUAUUGUAACAAAAUCACUAUGCUCUUCAUCUCCAGAAUUAACACCAUUUAUUUGGAAAUAUAUUGUGGACGGAUUAGAGAGUGAUGUUAUCAAACAUGACUCCGUCCCAACUAUAAUAUGUUGUCUUUCAUUAUGGGUUCCUACAAUGUACGACUACGUGUAUCUAAUGGAUGUUGGCGAUGGUCCAGAACAAGUCGCAAAAAUUAUUAGAACGUUGAUUCGAUUAACUGUAAGUGACUCUAACUUUACAACUCUUUAUUUACAACAGAUCUGGUAUAGAUUUGCACUAGAUGGUAGACUUACAAGAAUAAUUGUUGAUGAAAUUGUAAACCAUGCUUUAGAAAGAGAUUCAGAAAAUAAAGACUGGAAGAAGGCUACUGUUCUGCUAACUUGUUUUCCAACAAUUGAGAUAGCUUCCCAAAUAGUCAAAAGAUUUAUACGCAUCAUUAGAUCAUUUUUGCCAUCAUUGAAACUAGAAUCAUCGACAAGAGGCUGGUCUGAAAUCACAAUUUUAGCAAAACUAUCUGUUGCAUUAUUCUUUGAAUCACCAUUACUUUGCCAGAUGUAUCUUUCUGAAAUUUUAUUUAUAAUUUCGUUACUGAUUGAUAUUGGACCUGCGGAUUUACGCUUGUCGUUACAUAAACUUCUGAUGAAUAUCUGCCACUCUCUAACAUUAAACAAAUCCCUGUCUGAUGAACAGAGAAAAAAAAUACAGAAACUAAGCAAUAACUUUUCUCGUCAAAAGAUAACAUUGAUGUCUGGGUCAUCUGGAGAUAAAUCUCUUUCGGUCAUUAAUUUUAGUUCCCCAUCGUUAUCAAGCAAAUUUGGAACAUUAGAGCACUUUGUAGAUAAUAUACUGGAGUUGAUGGAAUGUAACUCACCAACUGAAGCAGCUCAGUGGAAAACCAAGUACAAAAAGUACUUAAUGAACUCUAUAUUUACUCAUCACUCCUUUUUAUCUGCAAGAGCUAUGAUGAUAUUAGGUAUUCUAGGAAAAAAGGACAUUUCUGAAAUUCUAUGCAAAGAUCUACUUGUGGAAUCAAUGAAAGUAUUUGCCACUCCAAUUCUGACUGACGAAACUUUAACGUUAACCGUGGCACAUUCCUUUACUUAUAGCAAGAUUGUAGAGGGAUUAGAACCUUCUCUAGAUCUGGUUAAGCAAUUAUUUUGGUUUUCUACAACUAUAUUAGAAUCCCCAUAUCAAGUCCAAUUUGAAAGUGGAAUGUUUUUUAUGAUUAAUUGUUUAACAAAAUUGUACAAUUGUCACUUUUCUAAUGAUAGUAGUACGAAGAGACUCCCCGAGAUACUUAUGGAUUCGAGAAUAUUUGCAUCAAACUUUCUGGCUGAACUAGAAAGUAUUGCUGGUGUAACGUGGACAAAUAGCAAUUUCCCACAUAUUUUAAUCGGCUUCAUUUUGAGAGGACUAUCUAUCCCAGUAUUAAAAGCUGCUUCCAUGGAUUGUCUCAAAUCCUUAUUUAGAAACUCAUACUUAGAGAUGGAAAAAGAUUCUACUACUAAGACAUUCUUCUGCUACCUUUUCACUAUAUACUUAUUAUUCAGCCCAGAACAGUUUAUGUCUGCUGUAAAUGAUGCCAAUCUAUCGGAUGAUUUGAUUAAACUGGAUGAUAACAAUCAAAUACCAAAACAAUUAGCAGAAUGGUUAACAUCGGAUCAUAUGUGCUCUAACGUUGCAUUAUACCAAGGUGCACUGCUUUUCAGCAGCUCUAUUUCAGAUGACGGUUGUAAAUUAAGAUUUGCGCUUAUCAUGAGAUACCUUCUGAAGGCAAACCCUGUUUGUUUGUUCAGAUUCUACAUAAUUACUAGGGCUGAAUUAAGAAGAAUAUCAGGAUUGGAACAAAAUUAUCAGACAGUUAUUGUGGCGUUUGAUAUCAUCGGAAUGCUUGUGACCUUCGAGGAAUAUACUGAAUUAGAAAGAUAUCACGAUGAAUCUUUAGACGCAUUAGCCCGCAGAGGUUUAACCAUGAUUUCAAAGAUUGAUAUUUUCGAUAGUGUAACAGGUGAUUCUCGUUAUAUGGUCCAUAAUAACUAUGCAAAUGUAAUCUACGAGAGAAAAAGAUUAUUAACCAUGAUACUGGCAAGAAUGACAUGUUAUUUAUAA